Messenger RNA from Eriocheir sinensis (Chinese mitten crab), 3762 nucleotides. Its product is annotated as pro-resilin-like. The coding region runs from base 298 to 1872 and encodes 524 amino acids. The record is from RefSeq and is a predicted model, not a curated record. NCBI's taxonomy places the organism in Eukaryota, Metazoa, Arthropoda, Malacostraca, Decapoda, Varunidae. Gene Ontology annotation, cellular component: extracellular region. Gene Ontology annotation, molecular function: chitin binding. The transcript is spliced from 2 exons.
GCUGGGGAGACGCUAUUCCUCCCUGGGGUGAUGAGGUGAUGGUCAGUGGGGAGACAGGAAAAACUGGGGUGCUCGGUAAGCUGGGGAGACGCUAAUCCUCCCUGGGGUGCUUGAAGACAUAUCGGUGCCAGGCCACAGCUCUCCCUUCUCCCCCGCCCCCCUUUCAAAGCCCCGCCGCGCACCCCAACGAGCGGGGAGAGUGUAGCGGCGGUCGGAGCAAGGUCACGAGGGGUUGGGGGCGGGGGGCGGGGCAAAGCGGGGCACGGGAACAGUAUAAAGGCAGAGGGUCGGCGGGGAAUGGUCACAGAGCUUCCACCUCCUCCACACCUCGGCCUCCUCCUCCUCCUCCUCUUCGGCCACCUCCACACACACUCCACCAUGAAGCUCCUGCUCCACCUCCUCCUCCCCGCCGCCCUCCUGGCCGCCGCCGUCGCCGACAAGGAUUUCGGCAACGGUUUCGGCGCCAACGGUAACGGCCCCAGCACCAGCUACAACGCUCCGCCCGUCAACGGUAAUGGCUUCGGUAAUGGGAACGGUCCAAGCAACACCUACAGCGCACCAUCCGCAAACGGCAACGGCUUUGGCAACGGCAACGGUCCCAGCACAAACUACGGAACCCCUAACGGUAACGGUUUUGGCAAUGGUAACGGCAACGGCCCCAGCAGCACCUACGGGCUCCCCAACGGCAACAACGGGUACGGCCAGGACCCGCUGGCCGAGCUGGGCGAGAACAUCCCCGGCGGCGGCGUGCCCGGCGAGGACUACCCGGUGCUGGCCGCCGUGCCCGACACCGGCUUCUCUUGCGACGACCAGGCGGUGCCCGGCUACUACGCUGACGCCGCCCCCGAGGCCGGCUGCCAGGUGUUCCACAUCUGCCAGGAGCGGCCCGGCGGCCGCCGCCAGCAGGACUCCUUCCUCUGCCCCAACGGCACCGUCUUCAACCAGCAGUACCUCGUGUGCGACUGGUGGUUCAACUUCGACUGCGCCACCGCCGAGGGCCUCUACUCCGUCAACGAGCAGCUCUUCGCCGAGGCCGGCGGCUACGGCUACCAGGCGCCCGCCAACGGGAACGGCAUCGCCUAUGGCAACGGCAACGGUAACGGCAACGGGAACGGGAACGGGAACGGCAAUGGCGCUCCCUCCACUUCCUACUCUGCCCCCAGCAACGGUAACGGUAGGAACGGCAACGGCAACGGAAGGAACGGCAAUGGCGCUCCCUCCACCUCCUACUCUGCCCCCAGCAACGGUAACGGUAGGAACGGCAACGGCAACGGAAGGAACGGCAAUGGCGCUCCCUCCACCUCCUACUCUGCCCCCAGCAACGGUAACGGCAACGGCGUGAACGGCAACGGCAACGGAAGGAACGGCAAUGGCGCUCCCUCCACCUCCUACUCUGCCCCCAGCAACGGUAACGGCAACGGUAGGAACGGCAACGGUAACGGAAGGAACGGCAAUGGCGCUCCCUCCACUUCCUACUCUGCCCCCAGUAACGGCAACGGCAACGGCGUGAACGGCAACGGCUACAGCAAUGGCAACGGCAGGAACGGCAAUGGCGCCCCCUCCACCUCCUAUGGCACCCCCACCAACGGGAACGGCAACGGGAACGGCGCCCCCUCCACCUCCUACGGCACCCCCACCAACGGGAACGGCAAUGGGAACGGCGCCCCCUCCACCUCCUACGGUACCCCCACCAACGGGAACGGCAAUGGGAACGGUGCCCCCUCCACCUCCUACGGCACCCCCACCAACGGGAACGGCUUGAAUGGGAACGGCGCCCCCUCCACCUCCUACGGCACUCCCACCAACGGCAACGGGAACGGGAAUGGGAACGGCUACGGCGCUCCCUCCAACUCUUACGGCACCCCAGUCUGAGCUGCCCCCAACCCAUGACCGACGCAACCCCAGCCACCACCAGGACCCCCCAGCCAACCCCUAAACCCUACGUCAACCCCCACCAACCCCCGUUUGCCCCACCAGCCCCCCGUCAACCCCACCAACCCCCCGUCAACCCCCACCAACCCCUCGUCAACCCCCACCAACCCCCUGUCAACCCCCACCAACCCCUCGUCAACACCCACCAACCCCCCGUCAACCCCACCACCCUGAGACCCUUUACAACCCCCAAACCCCACUCAAUGCAAAUAUCCCUCACCCCCCAAUCUUAGAACCCCCUUUCCCCUCUCCAAAGACUUUCCACCCAGCCCCCUUACACCUUCCCCUUCGUUCCCGGCCCCCCGUUCCCCUUCACCCCUCCCCGCCGCCCCCCACAUGUCUCCCCAACCCCGAUCUCGACUUCUUUUCCUUCUCAGCCAAAUUUUUAUUCUACUUUUCUUCGUAUUUAUUUUCUUUGUAGACAUUGUUUUGAGUCUUACUUUUCUUUACUUUACUUGUUUUUUUCUUACUUUGAUUCUUCGUAUUUUGGUGCUUCUGACAGUGGUAUUUAUUUUCUCUAUAGGCUCUGUUUUACUUUUUUCACUAGGCCUAAAAUUUUAUACUCAUCUACUAUUUAUUUUCUUGAAAGGCAUUUUGAUUAUUCUUCUCCUUAAGGGCCUCGUCUUUUUAUCCUGACUCCUUAAAGGCCUCAUUUUUUAUCCUGACAUAUAUUUUUUAUUUCCAUUAUAGGCUUUGCUCUGAUUCCUCAUAGGCCUAAAUUUUUGUGUGCUUCUUGGUAUUUAUUUUCUCUAAAGUGACAGAGAAUUACAGGUAUUUCUUGCAUUAAAAAAAGUCCACUAACUUGAAUUUUACUCCUGUUAUAAUUCCACGUUAGCCAAAACCCGUGUUAAUAGGAAUUUAUAACCACACGAAAAGCUAAAGAUAUGCAAAGUUAUAUCUCUCCCUGGCCGCCACGAAGAAAAAAAAAAUACAUGGAAUUUUUUUUAUAGAGAUGAUAUACACAGGGAGAGAAUCAUAACCCGUUCACGCCUCCCUCCACCCCCCCAAAAGAAGCAAAAGUAGAAUACAAAACAUGAAAAUUUAGGCCUAUAAGGAACCAAAACAAAGCCUAUAAAAAAUAAAUGCGAAGAUAAUUAUAAUAAGGACAGGAAAUUAUCAUCCGCCUCCUCCCCCCACCCCCCAAAAAAAGCAGGGUCUUAUAUCCACUCACAAGAACAGAGGUGCUAAACAUGCAAAGACGAAAUCACAACCCAUUCCCCCAAAAAGGAAAUUAUAGGCAACUUAAAACAUUGAGAAGAAUUAUACGCACCCCUAAAAACAUAAUUAACCAGGUAUUAAUGAGCCUUACGUAGCUUAUUAAAUCUAUAACCUAUAUAUUUGUCGAACAUUUCACUUUUUUUUUUUUUGACAAAGAAGGAGACAGUUCAAGGGCGUGAAAAAAAGAAGACAAUAAUGAAUAAAAAAAACGCUAGAAAACAAUAAUGAAAAAAAGCCCGCCACUUAUAAAUACAACCCACUUAUAAUAGGAAUUACUCCCCCCCCCCCCUCACAAAUUUAGGAAGUUCAAGUUACCCCCAAAAAACACUUGUGAAUUUCUGAAGACAAGAACUUAUAACCCGCUCCCUUCCCUUCCCCCCCUAUAAUAAAAUUUGAGAGUAUGGCCAGAAUCACACCCCCACCCACAUUAAUGAACUCGUAAAUAUUAUAUCACUCUUAAAAUUAUCUAAUCUCAUAAAAUUAUAAGGCCACACACUCCCAUAAUACACUAAAAAAGACAGAAUUUCACCCUCGGAGCAUCAUCAUAAAAUAUUCAGUAGUAAAUUAUUUGACUAAGAAAUUAUGACCCGUCGCCCCCCCCCCUCCCCUCCC